GAAGAAACAUUGUACAAACACUAGAUCUACUGUAAUGGAAAUGGUUGAAGAAGAAGCAUCAGUAGCAGGGCUCACCAUUAAGACAACUGGUAAAGAUAAAGAUGGUUUAGCUUGGACCGCUAAGGAUCUGCAUUCUCCGAGCUUAAAAUCAUCAAUGGAGUCAUCUCCUUACAACUCUCCUUCCUUGGUGUCCCCACCAUCGUCCGCCUUUGUUUCCGCUUUGCAGUCGCCGUAUAUAUCACCGAGGGCCACAAUCCCGAAACCCCAAGAGAACUCUAACUGUAACCCUGCUCUUGUCUCUCUUUCAUCGUCGCCACUAGUCUCAUCAUCACACAUAGGGGAUUCACAGUCCGAUGAUAUACCGAGUAGUUCCUACACUCCACCAUCGGACCAGUACGAGUACUCCGAUGACCCCUCGUAUCCAAAGCUCAAGUUUGUAACUUGUGUUCCAGUUCCAGAUCCUGGUCCACGCGUCUCAUUCUCGUUUCCAGUGCCUCGAAUUUCCUUCGCAAAAGCUCCUGUUUCUCCGGCAUCUAAUGCCAAACUCCGGAGUUGUGAUGUUUUCAUCGGCUUCCAUGGUCAGAAUCCUAACUUGGGUCGCUUCUGUAAGUGGCUUAAGUCGGAGCUGGAGCUUCAGGGGAUUGCUUGUUUUGUUGCGGAUAGAGCCAAGUAUUCGGAUACUCAGAGCCAUGAGAUUGCGGACCGAAUCAUCUGCUCGGUCACGUAUGGAGUCGUGGCGGUCACCAGUUGUAGCUUUCUCAACCAUCAUAGCUUGGAGGAAAUUAGAUUCUUUACUCAAAAGAAGAACUUGAUCCCACUAUUCUUCGACACGGGACCGGCCGAUAUCACUGGGCUUCUCAACUGCAAUUCACUUGAUAAAGAAUGCAAAGAAGCAAUCGAAGGAGUAAUCAAGUGUAACGAGUUCAAACUGGAAGCCAAUCAGGGUAACUGGAGAAGCUGUGUAGCUAAAACUGCAGUAAUACUACGAACUAAGCUUGGGAGGAAGAGUGUGGCAGAGAAAGACUUUGUUGGUGAAGGAUUUGAGUUGCUGCCCUUCCCCAGAAACAGGUUUUUUGUGGGAAGAGAGAAGGAGAUUGUGGAGAUUGAAUCUGCCUUAUUUGGAGUUGCUGAGCAAGAUCAUUGUUGCUCGAUGAUGCCCAUUAUCAAAGGCGAAGCGAGCGGACAAUCCGAAGGGCUUGCAGAAGAAGAAAGUGAUAAUGUUUCCACUAGGGGGAGGUUCAUCAAUCUGGAAUUCGGUAAGAGCAAAGAGCCUACGCCUGAGGCAUGUAUUGAACCAGUUAUGGGGAGAAGUUCGAUGAAAAGAUCGAAAUUCAAGAAGUCGAAAAGUGGGAACUACAAGAGCUUAGGCAGCGGUGUCAUUUGCGUAAAUGGUGUCCCUGGCGUUGGAAAGACGGAGCUUGUUCUUGAGUUUGCCUAUAGAUAUGCCCAGAGAUAUAAGUUGGUUCUUUGGGUUGGUGGAGAAGCUAGAUAUUUCCGGCAGAAUAUACUGAAUUUAUCACUCAACUUGGGAUUGGAUGUGAGUGCCGAAGAGGAGAAGGAAAGGGGCCAAAUUCGAAGCUUCGAAGAUCAAGAAUUGGAAGCAUUCAAGCGGGUGAAGAGGGAGCUGUUUCGGGACAUGCCUUAUCUUUUGAUCAUCGACAAUCUCGAAACGGAACGAGAGUGGUGGGAAGGGAAAGACCUGCAUGAGUUGAUUCCUAGGAACACCGGAGGGACUCAUGUGAUCAUCACAAGUAGGCUACUAAAGGUGAUGAAUUUCGACAUAAUGCAGCUUCCUCCAUUGCCUUUAUCUGAUGCAAUGAUAUUAGUACGAGGAAGAAGGAAAAAGGAUUACCCGGCUGAUGAGAUGGAGUUCUUGAGAAAAUUUGAUGAGAAACUGGGAAGAUUGAGCUUUGGUUUGUCGAUUAUCGGUUCACUACUUUCUAAACUGCCCAUUUCUCCAUCUCAACUCUUUGAAGCUGUGAACCAGGUCUCUACUUCACUUGAAGAUGGCUCUACUUCACCCGCUGAUGAGCAGUUCUUCAAACACAAUCCUUUCCUGAUGAAAAUUCUAUGUUUCUGCUUCGCCGUCUUGCACCAAGUCAACGGCAGAAGGAACGGUAUUCUAGCCUCGCGAAUGCUUCUUGUUGGUGCUUGGUUUGCCCCAUCACCGAUAUCGGCAAAUUUGCUAGCUACUGCGGCCAAGUACAUGCCUGUUGGUGGAAACAGAUUCAAAAGAUGGACCAAGUGUCUAAGUCUCACUUUCAGUUGUUGCGGUGGAUGCGGUUUAGCUACUCAAAGCGACGAAGAUUGUGCCAAUCUCCUCGUGAAGCUAGGAUUGACAAGAAGAGCCAACGGGCAGAAUGGAUGUUGGAUUCAGUUCCAUCCUAUAACUCAAGCGUUUGCAAAGAGAAAAGAGUGCUUAUCGGCAGCUAAAGGCACUGUCCUCAGCAUAAGAAAGAUCGGGAACCCAUUGCUGAAUUCCGAUCACCUAUGGGCUACUGCAUUUCUCGUAUUCGGGUUCAAGUCGGAACCUCCCGUUGUGCAGUUAAAAGCAAUAGAUAUGGUGACAUAUAUCAAGAAGACGGCACUACCACUGGCGAUCGGAGCCUUCACGAAAUUCUCGAGAUGCAACUCAGCAUUGGAGUUAUUGAAGGUGUGCACGAGUGUGUUGGAGGAAGUAGAGAAGUCGUUCGUAUCUUGUGUUCAAGGGCCGCUGUGUUGGAGGAACAAGUUACAAGGGAAGCAAAGGGUGGACGAGUACGUAUGGCAAGAAGUGACAUUGCUGAAGGCCACCCUGCUGGAAACCAGAGCCAAGCUGCUGCUGAGAGGUGGCCAUUUCGAUAGCGGUGAAGAGCUGUGCCGAACUUGUAUUAGUAUUCGGACGGUCAUGCUGGGGCACAAUCAUGCCCAGACCUUGGCUGCUCAAGAAACACUAGCAAACUUGGUGAGAAUGAGAAGCAAGAUAUGAUACUAUAUAUACAUGGGCAGCUCAUUCUCAAAGGAAUACAAGUUCAGUUUUGUUCACAGAACGUAAAA
Messenger RNA from Hibiscus syriacus, 3036 nucleotides. RefSeq lists its product as uncharacterized. Gene Ontology annotation, molecular function: ATP hydrolysis activity. Bases 35 to 2968 code for a protein of 977 amino acids. The transcript has a single exon. Gene Ontology annotation, biological process: recombinational repair. Lineage: Eukaryota; Viridiplantae; Streptophyta; Magnoliopsida; Malvales; Malvaceae. The record is from RefSeq and is a predicted model, not a curated record.